Amphiprion ocellaris (clown anemonefish) is the source of this 3118-nucleotide messenger RNA. RefSeq names its product thrombomodulin. NCBI's taxonomy places the organism in Eukaryota, Metazoa, Chordata, Actinopteri, Pomacentridae. The transcript has a single exon. Gene Ontology annotation, biological process: cell migration. Gene Ontology annotation, cellular component: extracellular matrix; membrane; external side of plasma membrane. Gene Ontology annotation, molecular function: extracellular matrix binding; calcium ion binding; transmembrane signaling receptor activity. Bases 146 to 1297 code for a protein of 383 amino acids. The record is from RefSeq and is a predicted model, not a curated record.
AUAUUUUUGCUGUGGAAAAAAACAGCAGUCUAACUUUAUCUCAUUUCCUUCCUUUGUAUCGCUCUGUUUCCGGAGUAGGUAGCCACAGGCUCUGAAUUCUCCAACACUUAAGACAGCCAACAUUUUAACUCUGCUGCACGACAACAUGGCCUGCUUGCAACUGAGAGUUUUUGUGCCAGUAAAGUUAAUGAAAAUGGCUUUUUUGAUGUCAGUAAUGUUUUUAUUAUGUCUUCAGACAGGAUUGGGCAUGAAGCAGGCUGGCACCUGUAGGCCUGUAUGUAUUGGAAGUGAUUGCGUAACUGUCAACCAGGACAGAGUGGACUUUAAAACAGCUGAGGAAGCUUGCCAGCACAGCAAUGGAGAACUUCUGACACUGCAGUCUGAGACUGACAAGCGUAUCUUUGGCAUUUUGAGUCAGGAACUGUUGGGAAACUUCUGGAUUGGACUGCGAUUACCAGCUGGAGCCUGCAGCAACCUCUCAGAUCCACUGAGAGGCUAUGAGUGGACAUCUGAUAACGUGGACAGGAGCUUCAUUCCUUCCUUCACCUGGAAAGACAGCGUUAAGCUCUGCUCUCCACACUGCGUGUCACUUUCAAAUGAUCAAAAAUGGACAGAGAGGCUGUGCUCAGACAAAACUGAUGGGUUUCUGUGCAACGCAAAGCACAAAGAUGCAUGCCAGGCACAAGCAGUAUCAGAUCCAGCUGUUUUCCAAGACCCUAAAGGCUGUUUAAGUGGUCCAUGUGAACACACAUGCAACGCUGUAAAGGGCGGAUACACGUGCUCUUGUUUCAGUGGAUAUAUCCCCGACAGCUUAGACCCCAGGCAGUGCAAAAUAUACUGUGCACAGGAGAAAUGUCCUGCGAUAUGUGAAAGCGGUUCAUGUUACUGUCCUGAAGGCUUUCUAAGAACAGAUCAAAUUUGUGAGGACAUGGAUGAAUGUGAGAUGGAUGGAUGUGAUCAUGAGUGUAAAAACACUUUUGGGAGUUUUGUGUGUUCCUGCCGAAAAGGAUACGUACUCAAAAAUCAAGUCAAAUGUAUCAAACUAAAAGACAGUGAACAUUUGGUCGUCACAACUCCUGUCGCUGUGGGAUUUGUUAAACCAGCCGCCAACAACACAUUGAAGGGUUCUUCUGGCUUUGCGGGAAGUUUUCUCUGGAUUUGGAUUGUAGUUGCUGUGGCUGUGGUAGCGGGAAUAUUUGUGAUUAGGUUCCAUGUUGUUAAGCGUCAGAGGAGCAGAGAACAAAAUUCUACUCAACAGUCUGCUGUUAUUGCUCCAAUGGACAAUAUAGACUGCUAAAUGCUGAACACUGAUUGUGACUCUUUACAGUUUGGGAGAAUUAUGGAUUCUGUGCUGCUUUAAGUCUUGGAUGUAGAUAAUGCAUAGUAAAGUAAACAGAGAAGGAAAUAAGUUAAGUAGAAAUUCAGGGCAUUAUUUAUCGUAGUUAUUGUGGAAGUAAAUGGAAUGGCCUCAGUUUUCUUAGUGCAUAAUCAUGAUAGAAGUAAAGCAAAAAAGCAUCUUUUAAAAAUAAAAAUCUAUUGCAAAAUUAUUUAGAUGAAAUGCUUGGAAAUACAAAACCAGGACACUGAAUCGAAGCACUAAUUGAUGCCUUUGGAGAUGGUUUUCUGAUGAUUAUGAAAUGGGAUCUUCAUGUUGGUCAUAGACGAACAUAAUGAGCUAAUGUGCUAAUAACAAACAAAACAUUACAAGUGUUAUGUAAGAGUCUUUAUUGAACACAUCCAUCACUAUUGGCAAUAAUAUCUGAAGCAACUGUUUUCAGUGUUAAGGAAGAUUUUUGCAUCAUUCCUCCUUACAGAGCUGCUUUCAGCUCAGCCAGAUUCUUAGAUGACUGGUGUAAAUGCCUCUGCUGAUGUCAUUCCACAGCAUCUCUGUUGGGUAAAGGUCAGGGCUCGAUGUUUAGGGUCAUUGUGCUGCUGCAUCGCCCAACUUCUGUCCUGACUCUACCCUGUAAGAUGCCGUGAUAAACAUGGGUAUAUUCCCUCUCCCCUCAAUAAUGGUGAGCCAUUAUGGCCCAAGAUGGUAAAGCAGCUUCAAAUUAUGAUGCUGCCACCACCAUACUUCACCUUUUACGGUAUCUUUUCACGUGCAGCAUUUUAACAACAUAAAUCUUCCUGCGUGUUCUUCCCAAACGAGUCAACUUUAGUUUCACCAGCCCAUAACAUGUUUUCCCAGUGGUGUUGUGGGAUGAGGUGCUCUCUGGCAAACUUGUAGGCAAACCUGCUUUUGUUUUUGUCACACCAUAGGAACCACACCUGUUUGAGCUUUUACUUAUUGUAGAUUGGUGAACAUAAACCAUGUUAAAUGAUUUCUUUAGCUUUUUUUUUUUGCCUCAGGAAGCAUUUUGCCUUAAAGAGCCUAAUGGGGUGUUCAGUGUGGAUAAGACCAACACAAGUACUUGUGCUUGAUUAGUUAGACUGCAUUGUACUUGUUUUUUAACACUGUAACUUCGCUGAAAGUCUGAUCAUAUUUUAAGACAACAUUGUACAUAAAUGCUUCCAAAAACUUUAUUUCAUGCUUUUUUUUUUAUAUAUAUAUAUAUAAAAUUCUUUGGGGUUUUAUUUGUUUGUUUUUUGUCUCUGUUGAAAACUGAGAGUUUAUUUUUGAUAUACAGUUUGGCAGCUGAAAAUAGUUUUCAUUUUAUGAGCUUACAUUAUAUUUCAUAACCAAAAUAUUCAUCUUCAGAGCAAUUAUUAAAUAAAUCUGUUCGACAAAUGUGCAUUCUUUGUUUAUAAAGAACAGUAUUUCCCUCUGAAAUGGAGCUGAAAACUGAGAUUCCUCACAUCAGCAUUUAACUAAAUAAAUGUACUGUUCUGUUCAAUACUUGACUUUUUUUUUUAUCAGAAUGUACAUAUUUAUGCCCAUACAUUUAGCUGUUUGAUAUUUACUUAGAGACAACAGAGGGUGAUUUUGUGUGUCAUUUUGUGAUCAUUUAUGUGUCCUGUAAUCUGACUUUUGUCAUUAACAUCAGCACAGAGUUGUUUCAUUCUGGGUCUUCUGACGCCAUCUACUGUCCUUAUGAACAAACUGCUGAUGAGCUGUUACACAAUAGUCACUCAUGGCUCUCUAAGCUCUGAAUAAAUCAUUUUAUUUAGAAAAUUG